AUGAACUACGAGAACACCGCCCCCAGUGUACCGGCCAACGGCUACACGAGCCAGAACACGACACCUGGCCUCAAGUUCGACUCUCAGAACAUGAAGACCGAGAGGGACGCAGCGCGCCUUGCGGGUGUGCCAAAGCCCAGUGCCACAGACUAUCAGGUGUCCAAGGAGGAGAUCAAGGCUCAGUGGAAGGCGUUCCAGACAGACAAGCCUAAGCUUGGCGAGAACCACUGGUAG
Molecule: messenger RNA, 234 nt
Organism: Cutaneotrichosporon cavernicola
Lineage: Eukaryota; Fungi; Basidiomycota; Tremellomycetes; Trichosporonales; Trichosporonaceae
Exons: 3
Coding region: 1-234 (77 amino acids)
Source: RefSeq, a predicted model, not a curated record